AUGACGACCGGCGCCGACGCCGACGCGCGUCGCACGUACGACGAGGAGCGCGCGUACGUCAGCGCGGUGUCGCCGACGAAGCUCGUCGUCGCGAAAGGUUUCGUGCCGAACAUGCGCGUGCCGGGAGAAAUUUACGUCAACGAACGCCUGCGCGAGCUCGUCCUGGACGAACUGCGCGCGUACUGCGACGAAGAUCGACGCGGGGGAGGGUACUCGCCCGCGGUGAAACAGAUCGCGAACGUGGCGGCGCUGCCGGGGGUGGUGAGGGCGUCCAUCGCGCUGCCGGACGUGCACAGCGGGUACGGGUUCGCGAUUGGAAACGUGGCGGCGUUCGAUUGCGGGGACGACGACGCGAUCGUGUCGCCGGGAGGGGUGGGGUUCGAUAUAAAUUGUGGCGUGCGGUUGCUGCGAACGAAUCUGACGGAGGCGGAGGUGGGACCGGUGAAAGAGGCGCUGGCGCAGUCGCUGUUCGAUCACAUACCCGUCGGCGUGGGUUCGCGAGGGAUCAUUCCGACGUCUCCGGCGGCGCUGGAGGCGGCGUUGGAGAUGGGAAUGGAUUGGAGUCUGAGGGAAGGGUACGCGUGGGCGGAGGAUAAAGAGCACACGGAAGAAUACGGGCGUAUGUUGAAUGCGGAUCCGAGUAAAGUGAGCGCGAGGGCGAAGAAGCGCGGAUUGCCGCAGAUGGGAACGCUCGGGGCGGGGAAUCAUUACGCGGAGAUUCAGGUCGUGGAUGAGAUUUACGACGAGUUCGCGGCGAAGAAGAUGGGAAUCGAUCGCGUUGGGCAGAUUUGUAUCAUGAUUCACAGCGGAAGUCGAGGUUUGGGGCAUCAGGUGGCGACGGAUUCGCUCACGGCGAUGGAGCGCGCGAUGGAGCGCGACGGCAUCGAAGUAAACGAUCGACAGCUCGCGUGCGCAAAGAUAAGCAGCCAAGAAGGGCAAGAUUAUCUCGCCGCGAUGGCGUGUGCGGCCAACUACGCGUGGGUGAAUCGAUCGAGCAUGACAUUUUUGUGCAGACAAGCGUUCGCGAAGAUGUUCGGCAAGCCGCCAGACGAGCUCGACAUGCACGUCGUGUACGACGUGUCGCACAACAUCGCCAAAUUCGAGGAGCACAUAGUGGAUGGAGAGAUGAAGACGCUGCUCGUGCACCGCAAAGGGAGCACGCGCGCGUUCCCACCCCAUCACCCGCUCAUCCCCGUCGAUUACCAGUACACCGGUCAGCCGGUUUUAAUCGGCGGCACGAUGGGGACGUGCUCGUACAUCCUCACCGGCACCGAAAAGGGCAUGCGAGACACGUUCGGAUCGACGUGCCACGGCGCCGGUCGCGCGCGAAGCCGCAACAAGUCCAGACACGUCUUACAGUACGAAGACGUGCUCGCCAAGCUCAAGACCAAGGGCAUCGCGAUUCGCGUCGCUUCGCCGAAACUCGUCAUGGAGGAGGCGCCCGAAUCGUACAAGGACGUCACCGAAGUCGUCAACACGUGUCACGACGCCGGCAUCUCCAAGAAAUGCGUCAAGCUGCGCCCCAUCGCCGUCGUCAAGGGUUAGACAAUCACCAUCACUAGCGACAUAGCCCCC
Molecule: messenger RNA, 1575 nt
Organism: Ostreococcus lucimarinus CCE9901
Lineage: Eukaryota; Viridiplantae; Chlorophyta; Mamiellophyceae; Mamiellales; Bathycoccaceae
Exons: 1
Coding region: 1-1545 (514 amino acids)
Biological process (GO): tRNA splicing, via endonucleolytic cleavage and ligation
Cellular component (GO): tRNA-splicing ligase complex; nucleus
Molecular function (GO): RNA ligase (ATP) activity
Source: RefSeq, a predicted model, not a curated record